AUGAUACUGCAUCGCAUAUGGCUAUUACCAAUUCUAACAGUCGUUUUUGGUUUGGGUACAAUGUUAAGCGGACAUCUCACAAGCAAUCUUCCUAAACAACUCACUUUCAGAUAUGUUAUAGAAAUUGUGACACUAAAUCGCUUCCCUGCACUUCUUCCAUGCAAUGGUGAUAAUACAACUUCAAUCCCUGAAUCUGCUGUAUUCGGACAAAUUCUCAACAUGGCUGCAAUUCUAUAUGCUCUCACAAUUUAUGUAGUCCAUCUUCAAAUUGAAGAAUUCUAUGGACAGUGUCUACAGUGGAAUCAGGCGCGGUGGUUCAAAUUUUCAACACUACUGAUGUUUGUGGGAUUUGCUAGCGCAUUUGGGCUAAUGUUGGUCGCAAACUUUCGUCACUCUGAUAUUCUUGCUGUGCAUCUAUUGGGAGCUAUGAUGGCUUUCAUCGGAAUGCUAAUUUAUGGAUGGGGACAUGUUAUUUUUAGUUAUAUUGUUCUUCCACGGUUGGUUCCUAUCCUCAUAUGUCAUGUCCGGCUUCUUUUAAUGGUCGUUCUUACAUGCCUUCUAGGACUCGGUACUGCUGCGUACUUUUUCAAUGUUUUUGUACCAGAAGGUGAGGACGAUUUUCCGGGAUUGGACUUUGAUCGGUCGAUUGAUUCUCCGGUAGCACUUCGCAAUUGA
This is a messenger RNA of Strongylus vulgaris, 675 nucleotides long. Lineage: Eukaryota; Metazoa; Nematoda; Chromadorea; Rhabditida; Strongylidae. The record is from the annotation of a GenBank genome assembly.